AUGAGGAAGAUGAUGAUGAGGAGGAGGCGGCAGCAGCCGAUGCUGUGGCAGAGGGCGAGGAUGAAGAGGAAGGAAGAGGCAGAGGAAGCCCCUGAAGAAGCAAGCGAACCCGCCAAAGAGGAAGAGCCUGCUGCUGCUGCUGUUGCUGUGGCCACUGAUGCUGCGGCUGCUGCCGCCGCCGCCCUUGCUGCUGCUGACGCCGCCGCUGCGGCCGCUGCCGAUGCUGCUGCCGCCGCCAUCAAGGCUGCUGCUGCCGCCGCAGAUGCUGCCGCCCUCGUCACAGGAAGAGUAGCAGUGGCAGCGGCGCCUGCCACAGAAGAACCAGCUGCUGCUGCUGAUGAUGACGAGGAUGAAGAUGACGAUGACAAUGAAGACGAUGAGGCUGAAGCCGUUGAGGUAAAAGAGGAAGAGACGGCUGCUGCCGAAAUUGAUGAAGAAGAUGAUGAUGAUGAUGAUGAUGAUAGUGAAGACAAAGAGGAGGAAGUUCCUGCAGCUGCUGAGGAGGAUGAGGAUGAUAAAGCUGAAGCUGAUACAGAAGAACUGGCAGCUGAUGAUGCCAAAGAUAAUGAUGAUGAUGAUGAUGAUGAUGAUGAUGAUGAUGAUGAUGAAAAAGUUACAGCUGCAGAAUCUCCUGCAAUUGAUGCAGCUGCUGCUGCUGAUGAUGAUGAUGGUGAUGAUGAUGGAGAAGCUGAUUCAGCAAUUGAGAUAUCUGCAGCUGAUGAAAGCAAAGAUGAUGAUGAUGGUGAUGAUGAGGCUGAUGAAAUAACUGAACCACCUGUAGUAGAUGGUGGUGCUGAUGCUGUGGCUGCAGAUGAUAAUGAUGAUGAUGAUAAGCAUGAAGCAGAUGAGAUAGUUGAAACACUUGGAGCUGAUGACAGCAAAGAUGAUGAUGAUGAUGAUGAUAUUAUCAUAAAAGAUACUGAAACUAUUGACAUCAAAGAUGAUUCAGCCGACACUAAAGAUGAUGAUGAUGAUGAUGAUGAUGAUAAUAAACUGACUGAUGAUGUAGUUUCAGCUACCACUAUUGCAAUAGUUGAUGACACAGAUGAUGAUAUUAGUAUCGAUGAUGACCAAAAGAAUGACCAAAUCAAAGAUGGAGAUGAUGAUGAUGAUAAUGAUGAUGAUGAUGAUGAUGAUGACGAUGGUACUGCUGACAUCAUCGAGCUAGAUAAGGGUGAGGAGCUUGCUGCUGAUGUUGGUGAAGAACCUUUGAAUCUUGGUGAUACAAGUGACGAGAUUGUUGACCAAGACAGUAAAACUGACACCACUGAAGAAGCAACUGACACCAUAGACGUAGAAUCUGUAGUGGAGGUAGUCACCACAGAGGAUGGUGGUAGUGAUGAUGAUGAUGAUGAUGAUGAUGAUGAUGAUGAUACUGUUAUUAGUGACAGUGCAGAUCUAACAACAGAAGAGACUGAGGUUGACGCUGACAAAGACACAGCUGAUGAGACAGGUGACUCUGACCUUGAACUUGACCUUGACCUAGACAGUGAUGCGGCUGCUGACAAUAAAGACGUAGCGGACAGUGAGGUUGAUGUUACGGUUAAAGAAGCCAUCAAAGUUGAUGCUGAUGUUGAUACUGAUGAUGAUGAUGAUGAUGAUAAUGAUGAUGAUGAUGGUAAUGAUGAUGAUGGUAAUGGUAAUGACAACUUAGCUGUUGCUACUGACAUUUCAGAUGUCGAUGAUGGUGAUGAUGAUGAUAAUGAUGAUGAUGAUGAUGAUGAUGAUGAUGAUGAUAAAGUUGACGAUCUAAAAAUAGUUGAAGAUGACCAAGAAAAAGAACCUGAAAUAGUCAUUGACAUUAUUGAGGAAAAGACUGUGGUGGUUGAGGAGAAAGAGGAGGAGGUGGAGGGAGAAGAGGAAACCAAGGAUGAGGAUGAUGAUGGUGAUGAUGAUGAUGAUGAUGAUGACGAUCACAUCGCAAUAGCUCUUGCAACCACUGCUGUAGAAGAAGAUGAGACCAAGGAUUUGGAGGAUGCUGCUGACCAGCCAUCUCUGGAGUCAGAGAUAGAGAGACUGAGGGAGGCUCUCAAGGAGAAAGAAAAAGAAAAAGAAGAACUGGACGAAAAAGAAAAAGCUAAAGAGGAGCAAAGGCCCGAGCCUGAAGAGGAGCCGGCGCCAAAGCCUGUGAAGGAAGUCAAAGAACAACCAGAAGAGCCUGAAGCUCCAGUGAAGAAAUCAAAGGCAGAAAAAACAGCCAAAAAGGAGGAAAAGUUGAAGAAGUCAGAUGAUAAAAAUGCCCCCAAGGUUCCCUCUGGCAAAAAGAAAACAGACGUUCCAAAGAAAGCCAGCAUAUCCAUAAAGAAAGAUGCUGAUGCUCCCAAAAAGGCAGACCAGAAGAAACAUAAAAAGAAAGUGAUUGAGGUUCUAAAGAAUGUAACACUUAAUCCACAAAGGGACGACUUCAAAGAUGAAUCCAAGCCCAAGAAAGAAGUUGUGGUACCCUCCAAGGACGAGAAAACUGAAGAAGUGGCUCUGUCUCCGACUGAAGGUGCUCCAUGCCGACCAACACCAGUCUACUGCCCCUCGCCUCCAGGCUGGUAUGUGCAUCAUAUAGUCACAGACAAUCCAAAACCACCGGAAGUGGGCCCAGUUCCCCAGGUUCCAGUUCUAACGACAGUGUAUCCAACUGCUCCACCAGUACAUCCGGCUCCUGCCGAACCAGAAGCAGCUGAAAAAGAGAAGACAGAAGAGAAGAAAGAGCCUGCAGCCAAGGGGGAUGUGGACGAAGUUUGCAUUGUUAGGAGCAAGCUAGAAGACCUGAAAGAGAAGGCCAAAAAGAAAGAAACUGUGGAGGCCAAAGGGAUAACUAAGAAAGUUGCUAAAAGAGCACCCGAGGUGUCCAAAGACAAGGCCAAGUCUGCAGCUGUUAAAAAAGAGCCUGCGCCUGCCAAAAAGAAGCCAGUGAAGAAAGAAGAAGCUGCUCCCAAAGAGAAGCUUGGUCUGUUUCCAGCGCAGAGAGGAGUUGGUGUGAAGGAGGCCAAAACAAAGGAGCCAGCCAAACCAAAAGUCAAAUCUGUGGACAAAAAAGAAGACAAAGUGAAGGAGGAGCAGCCCACCGCUGAGAGUAAAUCUGACACAGAGGCAAAGACAGAGGCUAAGGAGGCAUCAGAAAAAGACGUCAAUGUGUCUGCCCCUGCGAAAGAGCCUGAGUCCACACAGACCCGAGCAGACCAGAAAAAGCCAGGCAAGAUCCCCUACUUCCAAUGCGUGGUGUACGGCGGCAAGAACAAGGGUCCCCAAGGCCCCGGUAUGACCCCAGCAAUGACCACAGCCAUGAGAGCAGCCAUGGAGCAGAGGGCCUCUCUCAUGGAGGCCAGAGCCAGGGCUGCGGGCCAGUAGGACCCAUAAUCAACCCAUCACCCUUCACCUCCAAGCCCAGGAAUUGUCCACUCCGAACCAACAGGUGGCGCUCCUCUCCUACCCUGACUGUGCGCCCUGUCAGCUGCUCUGAUUUUUUCCCAUCCCCUUUCCCUUUGAUUUCAGUCAAUAGAUAAUGCAUUAAGGGACUGACAGCAGGGUGGAGGGUGAAAUGAUUAUACAUGUAAUCUUUUAAAUGAGUGGAGUUACUGACCGUUCUCAAGAGUCAAAAUAAUUCCCAAUCUAUAUAGGCACUGGCUUUGGUGUAUGUGUUUAUUUAAAGGCCUGAUGUUUCCUUAUUUUGUUAAAUACAUGGCUAUCAGAUUUUGCACCAACCAGUAUCACAAUGGUCCCACCUAGCUGUAUAUAAAGGGAUGUAAAAAGGAAAUAUUGCAAACCAGUUAUUUAUCUAAUUUAUUCAGAUAUCUUCAAUGAAAAGUUCUAUUUUUGAAGAGUAGAAAAGUAGUGUGAAUAAACAUAAUGUAUAUACCAUGAAAGAAUCUUAAUAUAUCAACUGGCAGUUUACAUUUGUGUUAACUUUACACUCAAUUUCAGUUGGAAACUGUGAGUAGAAUUGUUUCCAUUUUUCUUCACCUACUUAAGCUCAAACAUCACUUUGUUUGAAGACAUAUUAAUUGACUUUCAUGUUUGAUAUCUGUUUGCUCAGUGUUUGAUAGUUUGACCAUGAGCAUGAGCAUUGUAUCACUUUUUCACAGACACACACACACACACACACACACACACACACACACACACACACACACACACACACACACACAGCUCUUGGCUCCAAUCUCUUGCUUAGCCCCAGAGGUAAUGGGAUUAUGUAAAGUGUGUCUGUGUGUGUUUCAGCUCUGAUAUGGCACACAGGCUGCCCAGUAGCCUGCAUCUGGAAAGAGGCAGGAAGUGCCCUCGCAGCCUCACUCUCUCCCUGGUUGACACAGAUUUCACUAUACUGUUGAAAACCCAUAUUAGGGGAUUUUUUAUUCCCCAAUUGGCCCUCUGAUUGAUUUAGGAGCAGUGAGAGAUGAAAAAAUGACAUGGGGGACAAAAUGGGACAUAUCUGGCAACCUUUUUGAAAGUACAGGGGUAGAGAAUACGAGUGAGAGGAGGCUGUUCAUGAAUCUGAAUAACAUGUCACAAGAAAAGCCUGGGCACUGCUCAUUUCCUUACUUAUUUCCUUUGUUUUGUCUUCUGAGUAGAAUGUCUUCCCACAAACUCACACACACACACACACACACACACACACACACACACACACACAUACAUACACAUCUAUUGUAAAUCUGCCGUAAGGCAUGCAAGCUGGUGUCUGUUUUUUGUGCACCAAAGCUUAAAAUUAAUGUGAGGGUUUUUUUGUGUUUGAAAACAAACAGAUUCCUUCACGAUUAAACUGAAAACGAGCCCUCUCUCAGCCAGUACUCAAAAACAAAACAGAGCACCAGAACUGAGAGAGGUGAAGACCCAAGGGUGCUUGUGCACUCCUUUGACCAAGUUUGAGAGACAGUGUAUGUGCAAUCGAAACCAGCACCAUUUCUGUCCCAUUUGUGUAACUAACUACUUAUUUAUUUUGCACAAUUGCAUAAAUGCAUUUUAUAUGUGGCAAAUGUGCCUUGUGAUACGUGAUGCCAUCACUGAUCAGUUUUGUCUUAUUCAGAAAUCGUCUGACUUGAGGUGGUGAUCAGUCGAGACUAUUACUGAACCACUGCAGGACCUAAACACCCAAGUGAGCCAAAUGGCUUCACUUGUUACAAAGCGUAGACCACAGCCUCUGUUGGAGAGACAUGUUUUUUAGGCAUUCACAAGUCUAUCGUUUUCUUCUCUCAUGUAACCAUACAGAUGGCUGUAGAGAUAUAACAAGAUUGUAUAUUGUCUGCACAUACGACUUUCCCCCCAUCUUUCUCCAGAACCUUCUGUUGUUGCCUGCCUGCCUGCCUGCCUGCACCGUUUGUGCGUGUGUGUGUGAGCGGCGUGUACAGAGACAGUCAGCUACAGCAGCAUGGCAGGCAACUGGGAUGUAGGCCAGGGAGGUAAUCUGACUUUGAAGUUACAGAAUGAGCGACUUCCUUUCUCUCCUCCACCCCCACCCCCCCCUCUACCCACCCAGCCACCCAUC
This is a messenger RNA of Alosa alosa (allis shad), 5476 nucleotides long. RefSeq names its product probable serine/threonine-protein kinase kinX. The transcript is spliced from 28 exons. NCBI's taxonomy places the organism in Eukaryota, Metazoa, Chordata, Actinopteri, Clupeiformes, Clupeidae. The record is from RefSeq and is a predicted model, not a curated record. The coding region runs from base 1 to 3342 and encodes 1113 amino acids.